AUUGCUCCAGGUAGUCCUCCAGUCUGCUGAAGACCAGGACUGAAUUCACAGCCCGGUCUGCAGGAAGUCAGUAGUGCAGCUGCUGUUUUUCAAGACCACAAAUCUCCCUAAAUACUGCCAGUCAGCUGCUACAUGGUCUGCAGCUGCAACAUAGAAGGUACCUGUAAUAUUUAGCAAAGCAGGGUGAAUUCACUGGUCAGCAGAGUCAGAAAGAAAAACAGAGGUGAAUAAGAGUAGCUGCUUUUUUUCUGUCGGGCAGAGUGCAUUGGGAGACUUAUCAGCGUUCCCUUCAGCGGCGUGUUGGAGCAAAGUCAGGAGUUGAGGAAACCUGCUGAGUUCAUGUUGCAGAGGGUGGAGAAGGAGAGCCGGCAACAGGACGAAUCAGGAGGGAAGAGUGAAGGAAAAAAACAGAGCUGAAAACAAAGAGUCCUCAGCUGCAGAGAAGAAAGAGACAGAGAGAGACGAGGAGCGGAGGAGUCGAACCCGCUGAUAGGCAGACGCUGGACAACAUGGACGUGAGCUCUGCCAUGGAGAAGAUGUCUGUGAAGCAGCGUGCAGGAGUUGCGGUACAGUGUCAUGCAUGUAAGGAGAGCUGCUCUGGAUUCCAGCCACAUUCUUGGAGGAAAGCCUGCAUUGCCUGCGGCUGCAGCACGGUUGACCACGCUCCUGGAGGUGACGCCGAAGAUGACCAGCAAAUGGGACGCCUGCUCGCAGACUCACCCUGCUCCCAUUUGACAGCGAAGGUCAAAGGAGGCGGCGGCCUUCGCAUGUACAAGAGGAACCGCAUGAUCGUGACCAAUCCCGUGGUGUCGCGUAAAGACCCGACCUUCAACACUACGACAUACGACUGGGCGCCGGCCGGCCUCAACCAGACACUGGCUAUGCAGUACAUGGAGCUCAUCCCAGAGAGUCGACGUCCCCUCUCAGGGACAGUUGGAGCGUUGGAGCGACGCAGGCAGCUCUUCAGUCAGCUCCCAGCCUACGAUCAGGACCCCAUGAAGUGUCAGAGCCUGGCCAGUGAGGAGGAGAUUUCCUCCAUGCUGCUGUUUGUGAAGAGCUACAAACAGGAGGUGCUGGGAGUCGGAGAGGUGGCCCUACCUGGUGAGGGCGGAGCUCUGAGGGAAGCAGCCAUUCAGAGGACAGCGAAGGAAGCCAAGGACCGUAGUAACAGCGACAAGAAAGGUGCUCUGGAGCAGCAGCACCACGGCUCGACCGACAGCAGCACUGCCACUGCCACUGGCUCCACUAACGGAACAGAUGACAAUACCAAGACUGUACAUCUGUGCACUGGUUGCCAAGGUGAGGUUGCCAAGGAGAAUCCAGCUGUUUACGCCGAGCGUGCAGGUUACCAUAGCGCCCUGUGGCAUCCCACCUGCUUCGUAUGUUCAGAGUGUGGCCAGGGUCUGGUGGACCUGGUCUACUUCUGGUCCAAUAAGAAGCUGUUCUGUGGACGACACUACUGUCAGACGGUCCGGCCGCGAUGCUCGGGCUGCGAUGAGCUGAUCUUCUGUCAGUCUUUUCACACGGCUAAAGAUGGAGGGACAUGGCAUCCUCAUCAUUACUGCUGCUGGAAGUGCGGGCAAAACCUGGAUACACCCUGUCAGCACUGAGACGCUCACGCAACACAGUGUUCAACACAAUAUGGUGUUCAGUUUAAAGAAGUUUUAGCACUGCUAGAAAACAGAAUAACAAGGUCAGACAAGACAAAAAAAUGUUGAUUCUCUUUUUUUCUAUAAACAAAAGAAAUACGUAAAGGAUAAAUAAUCCUUAAUAGGUAGUGCUUAACGUCUUUAAAUUAUAUGUUUAGUUGACAUUUAGUAUUUAAAAUACUGUAUCCUACAGGGCUGGCUGAUAUAUUGAUGUUUAAAAUACUUAAGACAUCUAACUGACGUUGAAGUACUUUAAGACUUGUUCAGUUGAGCCUACUGGUGUUUCAAGUACUUAAGGAAAUGUUUAGUUGACACAAAAGUGUUUAAAGUACUUAGAAACAUUUGGUAGAUUUAUUAGCACUUAGCGCUGACAGUGACUGGAGCCAGAUGUUUCAGAUACAUACAGCAGCCUACAGGACGGAGGAUCAGACCUGACAGUUUAGAGAAGAAAUCAGUAAAUUAGAUAAAAUUACAAAUACAUUUAUUAGUAAACAAGGAUAGAAAAAGGCCCACUUACUCGCUGGUUUUAGAGCUUUCAAUCACAUCACACAGUCUUCAUCAGCAGAUGGAGUGGGCUCAGUAAUCAUGGAACUGUAGAUGUUAAAGUUUUUUAACAUUGCAUUUUAACAUACGGUCAUAGAUUAGGUCUAGAUUUUGAAGGGCCACACUGUGUUGUUGUAAUCUUAACACAGAAAUUAUCUCGGAAGACUUUACUAAAUAUUAACGCAGUUGUAAUUAAUUACCAUGUCAGGUUUGAGUCUGUGCACAUUUGUGUAUCACUUUUAUUUCAGGCAGAAAUAACUAGAUAUUUUACUUUAACAUCAGAGAACUGGACAGCUAGAAGGCUGGAAAAGGCGUGUAACUAAUUAGAAAUUAAUAAUACUCUGCUGGAUUUUUUGUUUGUUUUGUUUUUGUUUUUGCUGCAGUAGAUUUUAACCAUCUGCUUUUUAAUACUCAUCAUUUGAAGUUGGGUCGUGUUUUUUGUACUAACUGUAGGCUAUAAACAGAAGCAGAGAUUUUACUCUUAAUAUGUAAUUUUCUUAAUUUUCUUGUCUUUCUUUUUGACGUGUUAUUUUUGUGGAUCCAUUUUGCAGUUAACCUCUUAGAUAAACAUGGAUCUCUGCUGCUGCUAAAUGCUGCUUUAUGUUAGUUAUACUCCUGAUAAAGUUUUGUAUUUUGCUACAGUUGACAAAGAUGUUUGUCACCCAAGAGGAGAGUACUGUGAAGUAGCCACACAAAGUUUACUGGCUGCAUUGUAUUUUUGCAACAUGAUAUAAAAAAGCCCCUUUAAAAAGUUAGCCAGAAAUAAAAAUGUGCCAUUGAUGUAAGCUAAUUAGCUUUAGCCUACUUUUAUUCCCUGAAAUAAAGCCAGUCAAUACAGCAGCUAGCAUAACAUCAGCUAAUAUUAGCACAUUUUUUCAUUCUUCAGGUUAGCAAAAUACAAACUGUUUAGAAACAAAAACAACAUUUUAGCUAGCAAUAAAAGACAGAAAUAAAAAUGUGUGCUAGAUGGACGCUAAUAAGCUUUAGCCUACUUUUAUUCCCUGAAAUCAAAUUAAUCAACACAGCAGCAGCAUAACAGCUAAUAUUUUCUUGUGUUUUUUUUUAAUCCUUUAGCUACUUUUUGGAUUGACUGCAGUUAGCAAAGUGCAAACUGUUUAGAAGCAAAACCUUUUUUAGUUAGCAAUAGGCCUUGUUUGACUUGAUCAGCUAGCUAAGUAGCAUAUAGUUACAUAUCUGAUAAAGUAUUGUAUUUUGUCACACCUAAAUAAAGUAAAUGUAUGUAUGUCAACCAAGAGGAAAGUAGGCCUGCUGUUAAGUAACCUACAAAACCUUUUCUGAAAUAUUUCUUUGAAAUAGGCUGUAAAAAAUCUUUUAAAAGGUUAGCCAGAGAUGAAAGCUUUUAGCUUUAGCCUACUUUUGCUCCCUGAAAUAAAAUCAAACAAUACAAGCAGCUAGAAUAAUCGCUAAUAUUUGCUGAUGUUUUGUAAUCUUUCAGUUACUUUUUGAAUUGAAUGCGGUUAGUAAAAUGCAAACUGUUAAGAAACAAAAACAAUAUUUUAGCUAGCAAUAGGCAGACUGUUUGACUUGAUCAGCUAGCUAAAUGUAGCACAUGGUUAUCGGAUAAAGUUUUGUAUUUAGGUAAAUGCCAGUCAACCAAGAGGAGAGUUGGCCAACUGUUAAGUGAUUUACACAAAGUUUUCUGGCAGGAAAAUUAGCUUUAGCUUACUUUUGUUCCCUGAAAUAAAAUUGAUCAAAUCAAGCAGCUAGCAUAGCAUCAGCUAAUAUUUGCCUAUGCUUUUUAAUCCCUGGGUUACUUUUUGAAUGAUUGCUGUUAGCAAAACGCUAGUUCUUUUAGAAACAAGAACAACAUUGUAGCUAGCAAUACUGUUUGACGUGUUCAGCUAAAUAUGUAGCUUAAAGACAACAAUAUGGUUUAAUGUUAUCUGUGGCUAUACUUGUGUCAUAUAUAGCAGUAUUAACUUGAAUAUUGAUAAUAGUGUCAUCUUUGUGUCAGUAGGCCUACGACAUGUUUAGCCUAGCUUAGCACAAAAACUGGAAGUGAGGGUAAAUGCUAGCCUAGCUCAGUCAGUUAUUAAAUAAAACAUGUCUGAAAUGACUGCACUGAGAUGAGUUAUUAAUCUUUGUCUGGGUAACAUGAUAAACAAGGAUUUCUAAAAAAUCUGCUCUGUGAGAGACACAAAGUUUUUGUAAAAACAUCAGAAACUGACAGACUGCCAGAAUCUGGACCUUCUUGGACUUCACUUUCAUACUGUAUUCGUUCUGUUAUUAUUCACAAUAAGGAAUUCCCAGUUAAACAAUUAACUGUGUGCUGUUUUCAGUAACAGUUGUGGACGCAGAUGGUGUUUUAGUGAUUUGAAGGAAACCAUCACUUGUUCAGUGCUUUUUCCACUGCACUGUGGGAUAUAUCACAACACAAUGAAAUUAUAGGUCUACCAAUUACUGAAUUCCACAGUGAAUAGUAAAUGAUGUGGCUUUGUCAUAUUUUACUGUUUUAAAUCAGACGUGAUGAUGUUUUUAUGUAGAUGAGAGGUUUUAAUGUGAUGAUGUCUUCACCUGCAGGGGUUAAUGAUAAUCCCACACCAAGAUAUGGUUUAUAUGUUUGUCUGUGCAUCAGCAUUUUCUUCAAUGGAAAAUCAUAACAUGUCAAAGAAAGUAUUUGUAUGCUGAUACUGUUUUGAAAGCUGUUUGGUUGGAAUUAAAGUCACUUCUGAUUGAA
Epinephelus moara (kelp grouper) is the source of this 4890-nucleotide messenger RNA. It is a transcript of the gene lmcd1, whose product is annotated as LIM and cysteine-rich domains 1. Gene Ontology annotation, molecular function: zinc ion binding. The transcript is spliced from 8 exons. Lineage: Eukaryota; Metazoa; Chordata; Actinopteri; Perciformes; Serranidae. The record is from RefSeq and is a predicted model, not a curated record. The coding region runs from base 510 to 1610 and encodes 366 amino acids.